Molecule: messenger RNA, 4099 nt
Organism: Lytechinus pictus (painted urchin)
Lineage: Eukaryota; Metazoa; Echinodermata; Echinoidea; Temnopleuroida; Toxopneustidae
Exons: 3
Coding region: 1-861 (286 amino acids)
Source: RefSeq, a predicted model, not a curated record
AUGGCGGAGAACACAGAACUUAUCGAGGAUCAAAUCAAUGCUAAACAAGGUGUAAAUAUUAGCGAUGGACCUCAGACUUCAGAGGGCGUCUUGGACAACAGUCGUGUAACAGGAGAAGGUGAUUCGUACAAUGCCACAGAAGGAACCGCCAUGAUGGAAGUGAAUGCCAAUGCUGAAAUCAACGCCAAUCCGGAACUAAAUGCCAACCUCACAGUGGACAGUAACGCAAAUGCACCUUCGAGAACAGACAGUGAUAAGGAUGCUAUAGAACAGGAUAGUCUAGAAAAUAUAGAACCUCUUCCGGAACCUCAAGAGCCAGUCCAAGAUGAGGGUUCUGGUCAAGGUGAAGUCAAGGAACAACCAAAUGAACCUCAAGAGGAUAUACAAGCAGAGGGUCAUCCAGAAAGUGGCCAACUAGACGUUGGUCAAUCUGAAGGCGGCCAACAACAUGAGAUGCAAAUUGAGGAAGCAGGGAUAAGAGCGGAAGAUCCUGAAAUAGAUGCACCAGGUGAGGUGCAGGAAGAAGUUCUAGAGGAUGUCUCAAGUAGUGCUGAGGAAUUAGAGUUUCCUCAUGAAGCUGUUGAAGUAGAUGCUCCUGUAGGAGAAACUGAAGAUGAUGAUGCAGAAGGCUACCAGGACGAGGAGACCUAUGAUGAAGGGGAUCUGGUAGAAGGUGUUACCGAAGAGCCACUGGAGGAACCUUUCAGUCCUGCUUUCUCAGAAUCAAAGACUUUUGACAUCAUUGACACCGACCGGGACUUUGAAUCCGAAGGUAACCCUGUUGAUCUAGGAUGCUGCAGAAUGCAAGAUGGCUCUACUAACUGCAUGAACAUCAGCAUCAGCGCACCAUUGCUAACCUAAUCUCAGCAGCAUUACUAAUUUCAUAAAUUCUCUAAUUGCCUUGCCUGACUCUUCCUCAUAUAGUUAGGCCAUACAUGGAUGACUCCUUCCCUCCCUCCAAUUAGAAAUAGAUCUGCAGCAUCUAAAAAAGAUCCCUAGUUUGCAGUAACAAACCCUUUGAUUGCUGCUUUUAAAAUGGUUUGUAUUCUGAACCUUUAUACAGGGGCUCAUUGGUAUUGGGUUUAGCAUAGCUAGUUGGAAAUAUCCCAAGCUAUUUCCAAAAUCAGUUGUUAGAGAUAUGGAUCUGUGCCUGUGGGUUAUGUCUACCCCCCCCCCCCCUGCGGGAAAAAAAUGGCCAGAAAUUCCCUUCAUGUUUUACUGAUCAUCAUUGAUUGCAGUGUUGGUCAGGGCCAUUAAUCCAAAAUUCUUGUCUCAUAACUACCAAAUUUAGAUUGAUUCCAACCUGAAUUAAUAAUCUAUUGCAACUCUUCAAAAGGUGGGGCCAUUAUUAUGAUUUUUUUUGUAAUUUUGUUCACAAUUUUCCAGGAGGUAUUUUCAUCAUUUUCAGUAUAACGAAGUUACUAUUUGAAUGUGAAUCAUUUCACAAACAUCAAAAGUUGCUCUGCAUGGUGUAGUUGGUGUUGGAAUGAUAAUGGUAUUAAAUUUGAUGCUAUUCUAAUUUCUUUUUAUUCAAUGAAAGAACUAGAUUUUUGCAUGUUAUCAGACUCGCUCUGUUUCAGGUAUUCAGUGAAAAGGUGUAGUUUACAAGAUGAUAAAGAAGCAGAUCUGUUGUUGAUGGCAGGAGACAUCUCAAUUAAACCUGGAGAGCAUUAUUCAGGAGUCCACUUGUCAGUGCAAUUUCAAUGACAGGGUAUUCUUAAUAGCCAAUCAGAUGCAGGAAAUUUGGGUAGCUUAUAACAGUGGUCAGUGAGGACCUCUUCAUGAAGCUAUUCCCUUUAUUUAUAAGUCCUCUGAGUGCAAUUUUCACUGACAGUUUUGUUUAUAGCCAAUCAGAUUCAUGGUUUUUUUUUGGUAGCUAAUCAGUAGUCAGUGAGAAAUGCUGGACAAAUCUCUUUAUGAAACUCUUCUCUUUAUUAAUUUUUCAAUGUUUUCUUUUUUUUAUUGCAUGCUUUGUUGAUUGAUCCUACUGCCUAGGAAGUGUUUGGCAGUCAAAGGAAACAUUUGUUGUAAAGUGAGCUUAUUAGCUCAUGCUUGAAUGUAGAUUAAACUGAAACAUCAUCAUAAACAGUAAAGUUCCUUGACAAUCUAAGAAAAUUAACAUGCGUUUCUAUGGGUUGUUGACAAUAUUUAAUUGACAGGACAGAAAAACAUGUCUUCCUUCAAUUUCCUAUAAAAACUUCACUUUGUACAGCAUUAUCGAUAAAUUCAUGACUAGUCAACGUGAACAUUGUUCAAUACUUUUAGUUCAAUACGUUUAGUCUUAAAAUUAGAACAAAACCGGUGGAACAAGUUUUGUAGCUUGAAGAAAAAAUGGAAAGAAUAUUAAAGAUCAUUGAAACUUUGAAAUCAAUUGGACAAACAUUAAGAAAGUGAUGAGUAUUUUAAUCAUCGAGAACAUUUUUUUACAGUCCUCAAUGACACUUUACAGUAAAGUUUACAUCGUGUUCAUGUACAUCAGAAAAAUGAAACCCAACACUGAAAAGACCAUGAAUAUUAUUAUUUGAAAAGUAAAUGUACUGUUCAGAACAUUAAUGAUACUAGACAUUCAUAUCUCAAACAGGUAAUGUCAAUUUGUGACCACAUACCUCUGAACAAAAUAGAUACUACAUCGGCACUGACAUAAAGCCAUUUUCAUAAAGAAAAAUAGGCAAAAUAUAAUUAAGAUUAAUGACAAUUCUGAUGAAACUCUAACCAAUAUGACAGAUGCUCUUUCCAUGUGCCUUGGGGUAUUUCUAUUAUGUACAAUAUCGUUACUGGUUUUUAUCCAAAUUUCCCCGAAACCUCAGCCUCCUUCCUUCUAGUCAACGGCAUUCUCAAUUUCCUAUCCAGUAGAAAUGUUCUGCCCGAGGCACAAAUUUAUCUAAUUCCCCAUUAAUGGACCUCCGUGUUGUGGUCGUCAAGAUGUGAGCGAGAGAUAAGCAUAUUUUUCUUUCUAUGAAAAGAGAGAGUUAAAGUCCCCCCUUUUAUUUUAAUUUAUUUUUUCAUACAACUGUCUUGUUUUAUCUCAACUACAUACAUGUAUUUUUUGUACAUGCAUUUGAAGAAAAUCAGAGAUAUUUGUCAUAAAUAUAAAUAUUUCUGUACUAUAGAGUCUGAUGUUGUUUGAAAGUGACCCUACAACAUGUAGUGAGUACUAUCAACAUGUACAUAUCAAAAGACAAAGCCAAAGAAAUUAUGAAAAAUUAUUAAUAUGAUCCUUAGCAAUAUUGAUAUUUGUGCAUUAAAGUUGUUGUUCAGCACAUAACAGAAUACAAACAAUAUUAAACACAAAUUAACAAAUAAACUUCUAGUAUGUGAUAAGAAAAAAAAAUCUAUAUGAAAGAAGGAAUUUGAAAUGUCCUUAAAAAUUUAUAAAAAUCAUAGCAUAUUUGAUUUUCUUUAUAUUGCAUGAUCCCUUCGCAUCCAUGUCAACAAUCGCACUGAAGCUAGACAUAUUGCAUUUCAAGGGCUUUCUGAAAGUGCCCAAAUCCAUCCUACUCGGAACAUUUGUCACAGCUUUGAUGAAACAAUUAUGUCGGGCUCACAUACUGUCUGGCCGCAUGUCAUACAACAAUAGAAUAACAUUAUUGUCAAGCAUUGAUGUAUUUGAGCAUUGUAUAUUGACACAGCUGCUUUAGCAUUGCACAUAUUGUAAUGUACAAUAGUAUAUUAUGAGGGAGAACAAAGAGGGUGGCAAUGCGAUUGGAUUUUUUGGACAAAGGAUAUUACAAUAAUAUCACAAUGAGUAUUUGUGAAUAUUGAUUAUUAUGGAUGGGUUGAGGGUGUUAAAAGUAUAAUGGUAUAAUGGUUGCUUGCUUACAAGCAUUCAUGCUUACUUAGCAAUCAGGUAAAAAAUCACCACCAAUAAUGGACCAUUAUUAUUAUUAGCUACAAAUUACUGCAAUUCAGAACUUUAUCCUCUGUAGCUCUUAAAUUUGUAGACACAAUAUUCAUACCGAUAACCUUUAAAUAACCACAUGCUUGUAAAAAUUGUGGACUUUUCACAAACAAAUAUUAAACUUUAGAUAGACAGAGUAAAGAAAAAUUGUCUUACUUUUAUUUCUUCUUAAAGGGGAAGUUCACCCUGAUGAAAAGUUUG